AUGCCGAGAUUCGACGCCCACGCCCACCUGACCUCCCAGGGAUGGAGGGGAAAGGGCCACACCCUGCACGCGACGAGCGACGACACCGGCCUCAAGCACCACAUCUUGAUCAAGAAGGAAGGCAGCGACGGCCGCGGGCUGGGAUCCGGGAAGGACCACAAGCAGGGGGCGUGGUGGAUGAACGCCUUCGACCAGGCCCUCAAGGGCAUCGACACGACGUCCGGGUCCAUGAAGCAGGUCGUCGGCGCGAAGCUCGACCUCGACAAGAUCACCGCCAGGGGCGCCAAGAAGUACACCGGUAGCCGGGGCUUGUACACGUGCUUUGUCCGAGGAGGAGUGCUGGGAGGCUCGGCAGACCCGGUGAGCGGUCUGCUGACGCCGCCGGAUAGCGGCUCGGGCACGCCUGCUGCCGAGGACAGGAAGGAGACCAAGGAGGAGCGGAGGGCGAGGAGAGACGAGAAGAAGAAGAGGAAAGCUGAGGAAACUGCAAAGAUAGCGGCACAGGAGAAGGCGAAGGUGAAGGCAGGAAAGAGGGCCCAGAAGAAGGCUGCCAAGGAAGCAUUGAAGGCCGGUGAGACAAAAGAAGAGCGCAGAGCUCGAAGAGAUGCCAGGAGAACCCGGAAAGAAGAGAAGCGACACAAAACCAAAGCGGGCUGA
Truncatella angustata is the source of this 657-nucleotide messenger RNA. RefSeq lists its product as uncharacterized. NCBI's taxonomy places the organism in Eukaryota, Fungi, Ascomycota, Sordariomycetes, Amphisphaeriales, Sporocadaceae. Bases 1 to 657 code for a protein of 218 amino acids. The record is from RefSeq and is a predicted model, not a curated record. The transcript has a single exon.